This is a messenger RNA of Trichomycterus rosablanca, 1889 nucleotides long. RefSeq names its product eukaryotic translation initiation factor 4 gamma 1-like. The transcript has 11 exons. Gene Ontology annotation, cellular component: eukaryotic translation initiation factor 4F complex. Gene Ontology annotation, molecular function: translation initiation factor activity; mRNA binding; protein binding. Bases 87 to 1889 code for a protein of 600 amino acids. The record is from RefSeq and is a predicted model, not a curated record. NCBI's taxonomy places the organism in Eukaryota, Metazoa, Chordata, Actinopteri, Siluriformes, Trichomycteridae.
UGAUCCGCUUUCAUCUCACACAUUACGAUUUACACUCAGCACGAAUCAACACGUAUUCUACACAGCUACAGGCGUAUUAUACCAAAAUGACUGACAAGUUUGAGUGGGUGGCAUCUACCUACCCACAGCACCCUAUCCCUUCCCUCUACACCCACCCCUCUUCCUCUUCAAUGAUGAUGGCCCCACAGCCUCAGGGCCACUACAUCUCUUAUGGACAGUACUGCUUGCCGUACAAACAGCCUGUGCAGCAGUAUCAGUACAGUAAUUACGCUACAGGGUACUAUAAUCAGUACCAACAGUCUGUGGCGUCUGGUAUGAUCUGGUACCCUCUCUACCAGCAUCAGACACCAAUGAUUCAACAGCAAGUCACGUCUCCUUUGCCCAAAAGAGUCGGCAAGAGGAUUACAAUCCGAGACCCCAACCAGGGAGGACGUGACAUCACUCAUGAGAUCCUAUCUGGAUUAUACCGUGAGAGCAAAUCUGUGGCAGUUGCUUCUGCCCCUCUACAGAAACAUGAGGAUCCAUCACCAACGUCUUCAUCGCUUCCUGCUCCCUCUGUUUUGAAUGGCAGUGUGGACGUUCCAGUGGCAGAAGAAGAGAUCUGCACUGAUUUAGUGAAUGUGGAGCAAAAUGAUUCUGAGAUGCUCCCAUUGAAUAGUUUGGGCUCUGUAGUUGAAGUGCUCCCUGAGAGUGCUUCUGUUUCCAAUGUGGUUGAAUCUGUUGUCUCACUGACUGUGUCUCCUUCCCCACCUCCAGAUAUUCCUGAUCUGUCUUCACCGAGUGGCAGUGUGGAAUCUGGAAAAGAUGUGGAACAUAACACCAUACCUGCAGAACUGAUCUGCAGUGGUUUAAAGGAGGAGAAGUCCAAGGAUGCUGAGAUAUCAGUUUCUAACUCCACCUGUAUUGAAGUGCCCAAUGAGAUUAAAUCUUUUGCCACUGGAAAAGCGGAUAACGAGGACAAGCCAACGUUGGUGCCCUCAGACACAAAUCUGUCUGAUGAUGAGGAGCUCAAGAUAAGGAGAGUGAAGACAAUGAUUGACUUCACUGUGGAAAGAGCAACAACAGAGCCAAAGUCUGCAGUGAUGUACGCAAACUUCUGCUACGAACUGAAGGAUGAAGUGUCCACUAUGAAGAAGAUGCUGCUCAGCCGCUGCCAGGAGGAGCUUAGAAAGGAGAGGAAACAUGACAUGGCUCUUGCUAAGAAGCAGAAAGAGCUGAAUGAUGCCAAAAAGGAAAAAGUUUGGCAGAACUUGAAGAAAGACCUUGAGGAAGAGAAGAUCAGGUCCUUCCAAUGUUCUCUCCUCAACAUGGAGUUCAUUGCUGAGCUUUUUAAACGUGAGAUGCUCCCCAAGUCAUUUAUCAACAGCUGGAUUGAGCAGAAGCUGGUCGUGAAUCCAAGCGAAGAGAACUUGGAGUGUCUCUGCAGGCUGCUAUCAAUGGCCGGAAAGGACCUGCAUGAUGAAAAUGACACGUACUUGAUGGAUCUGUACUUCUGUGCGAUCAACAAAAUCAUCCAGCAGAAGAAGCUUUCAUCAAGGAUCUGCAGCAUGCUGCAAAGCAUUGUGGAACUAAGACAGAAUAACUGGGUUCCCAAGCGCAAGAUUCGGGACACCAAAACCAUCAAUGUGGACUCAAGUAUUAAAAGAGGAAAGCGAGCUAUUAAAAAACAGGAUGAUGGUCCUAUGACAGUGACCAUCAGGAAUCAAACGGACGAUACAUCCCGCCCCAGCAAGAUCAACAAGCCUGGUGCCGCAAAUCACAACCAGCUUGAUGUGCCUGCAAGAAAGAGCUCAUGGGGAAAUUGGGGCAAUAGAGGUACCAAAGGUUCCCGGGACAGAUCCAGCACUGAAGAGAAUGGAAGUGCUUAUAUUAGAACUAAGUUCUGCUAG